Fusarium mangiferae is the source of this 951-nucleotide messenger RNA. RefSeq lists its product as uncharacterized. Bases 1 to 951 code for a protein of 316 amino acids. NCBI's taxonomy places the organism in Eukaryota, Fungi, Ascomycota, Sordariomycetes, Hypocreales, Nectriaceae. The transcript is spliced from 4 exons. The record is from RefSeq and is a predicted model, not a curated record.
AUGAAUUAUAACGAUGCAAAGGGUUACGAUUUCGACUCGGGCAACACCAACAUUGACCCAGCCGUAUUGAGGGAGCUACCAGAGGGAUGCAAAGUCACAUCCAUCGAGAACCAUGGUGUGAGCUUCUGGGCAAAGACGGGUCGAAUUGAAGUUCUUCUCAAAGAUGGCACACCUCAGUCGUUUUUCAUCAAAGUCCUAUCGAAGGAAAUAGGCAGGAGCAUGACAGAGGGGGAAUUCCAUUCGAUGAGCGCGAUACAUGGAGUCGUACCAGAAUUCGUCCCAAAGCCCAUCGCUUGCGGCACUUACGAGAACAUUCCAGACACGCACUUCUUCGUCUGUGAGUUUCGAGAAAUGACGGAGGAUAUGCCCGACCCUGACGAGUUUGCUUCUCGUCUGUCAGCGAUGCACCAGAAAAGUGCCUCACCUAUUGGAAAGUUCGGCUUCCACGUCACAACCUACGCGGGAAAUUUGCCCCAGUACGUGGCAUGGGAAGAUAGCUGGGAGAAAUUCUUUACCAAGUCAAUGAGACAGGCUCUUGACCUGGAGAUCGCGGUGAAAGGAAACAGUGAUGAGCUUGAGGCUCUUUCGCAAGCGCUUUUCGAGAAGGUUAUCCCGAGGCUCUUGAGGCCUCUCGAGAGUGGCGGCCGGACUGUGAAACCUUCGUUGAUUCAUGGCGACCUUUGGUAUGCAAAUGCAGGGAUUGAUGUCGAGAGCGACCAACCUCUUGUUUUCGAUGCAUGCUGCUUCUUUGCACAUAACGAAUAUGAGUUUGGCCAAUGGCGACCAGCUUGUAAUAGGUUUGGAGAUGAGUACGUCGCUGCAUACAACACAUUUGCCCAGAUCUCGGCACCCGAAGAGGAUUUUGAGGGUCGGCUAGACCUCUAUAGGCUCAGAUUUGACACUCACGUGUCGGCCCUUUUUGUUGACAAUGAGACACUUCGCACACAGUGA